Messenger RNA from Oncorhynchus nerka (sockeye salmon), 3163 nucleotides. It is a transcript of the gene zdhhc11, whose product is annotated as zinc finger DHHC-type containing 11. Gene Ontology annotation, biological process: peptidyl-L-cysteine S-palmitoylation; protein targeting to membrane. The record is from RefSeq and is a predicted model, not a curated record. Gene Ontology annotation, molecular function: protein-cysteine S-palmitoyltransferase activity. Gene Ontology annotation, cellular component: Golgi apparatus; endoplasmic reticulum. NCBI's taxonomy places the organism in Eukaryota, Metazoa, Chordata, Actinopteri, Salmoniformes, Salmonidae.
AGCAACGGCUAAGCCGCGAAGUCGUAGGCCACACAAGCUCACAGAACGGGACAACCGAGUGCUGAAGCGUGUAGGGCAUAGAAAUCAUCUGUCCUCGGUUGUAAAACUCACUACUGAGUUUCAAACUGUCCCUGGAAGCAACAUCAGCACAAGAACUGUUUGUCAGGAGCUUCAAGAAAUGGUUGUCCAUGGCCGAGCAGCCGCACACAAGCCUGAUAUCACCAUGCGCAAUGCCAAGCAUCGGCUGGAGUGGUGUAAAGCUCGCCGCCAUUGGACUCUGGAGCAGUGGAAACGCGUCCUCUUGAGUGAUGAAUCACGCUUCACGAUCUGGCAGUCCGACAGACGAAUCUGGGUUUGGCGGAUGCCAAAGAGAACCCUACCUGCCCCAAUGCAUAGUGCCAACUGUAAAGUUUGGUGGAUGAGGAAUAAUGGCCUGGGGCUGUUUUUCAUGGUUCUGGCAAGGCUCCUUAGAUCCAGUGAAGGGAAAUCUCAACCCCAUCGAACACCUUUGGGAUGAACUAGAACAGACUCCUACACAUACUUCGAAGGCUGCAUCCCAAAUGGGCCCCGGCACAAAGUGCACUAUAAAGGGAACAGGGUUCUAUUUAGGAUGCAGGCUUUAAAGUAUGUGUAGGAGUCUGUUAAGAAAGCAGAAGUUUCACUGACACAGUAUGUCCUACCUGGUUUCAGUUCCCGUUAUUCUGUGGAGGCUAUAAAUGAUGUAGCAUAAUAACUGUAAAGUCAAUUACUCCAAAAGAAACAAACAAGUCAUGGAAAGGAAUCUCCCUAAUUACGGCUACAUGAAGUUGGAUGCAAUGCCGAGGUCAUAGGGCUAGAGUUCUAGGCUGCAUAUGUUACACACACAUUUCAUUUUUAUUAAAAAUUAUGUUUUAGGUAUGCAAAAUAUUCAAACUUGGUUGUGCAGUCAGCCUGGUAAAAAGGCAUCCUUUUAGAGGGUGUUCUAUUGUGACCGUAUACGCAUGCGCGUUUCUCCAAGGCCAGUUUCCAUAGCAGUGGUCGCACCGCGAGAUAAGUUCUCCAACUUAUGAUGAUUGACUGUCACCCACCGUGCGAGUUCCUUUGAUAUGGAUUUUACUAUGGACUUACGUACGUUACAUUUUAUAUAGCCUAGUAGCCUUCCUAAUUGUUGCCUGCCCAAUUGAUUCAGUGCGCUUUUGCGUUUUGGCAAGAGACUGUAGCUGAGACAAAAGUCCGACUGAUUGGGUAAAACAAACAAUUAUGGGCAAUCAAGACGGUGAAUUCUGCUUCUUAAUUUGAGCAAAUAUUUAUUUUUGUCAUCACAGUGUGCUUUUCGUUUUUGAACGCCAUCCGACAAAACUGUGCACGUUGGUGUUUUGGAAAAUGAUGAGCUGUUUUGGGCGGGGGCUGAGGCGGACGGCCCCUGCACGCGGCAGCAGCAGGAAUGAGCUGGUGACCCCCUCGACGGCAUCUCUCUCCAGGGUUAACGGCUGGGCCUGUCCCCCUCACUCCUUCCAGCUGGUGGGAUGGACAAUAUACAGCUACAUGGCUGUAGUUGGCUUCGGGAUCUAUAUCCCACUACUACCUUCACCCUGGAGCCACAUGGCCUACUCUCUGACUGGCAUAGCCUUCAUUGUGCACCUGGUCACCCAUCUAGCUGCCGUGUCUAUAGACCCAGCAGAGGCAGGCGUCCGUGCCAAGAAGAGCUACUCCAACCCACUGCCUGUCUUCGACAAGAAGAAACAACCACAUGUUAUCCACAACCUACACUGCUACCUGUGUAAAAUCAAUGUGGACCCAAAAGUGAAACACUGUGGUGUGUGCAACAAGUGUAUUGAAGACUUUGACCACCACUGUAAAUGGCUGAACAACUGUGUGGGGGGACAGAACUACUGGUACUUCUUUGUGACGGUGUUGUCUGCUACACUGGGCGUCCUUGUGCUUCUCAUGGUCGUCCUGUUCAUCUUCAUCCAGCAUUAUAUGGACCCUGCCAGUCUCCGCACCGCACCACAGUUUACCAGUGUGAUGAGUAACGGGACGUGGCCAGUCUUCCUGUCUGUAGGUGUGAUGAGUAACCAGUGGACUUUACCAGUCUUCCUGCCCCUGGCACCCAUGGAGACAGGGUUUCAGGGAGUCUCCUGGUUCAUCGCCUUCCUCACGGUCAUGUUGGCUACUGGCUCUCUACUGCUGCUGGUUCACCUUUACUGAUUUACCAUGUAUCUGUUGUUAAAUAAAAUGAGCACGUAUGACUACAUUAUAACAAGAGUUUACGUGAGUAAACAGGCCAGCCAGCAGGACAUAGAGAUGGGCUUUCCCCAGUCAUCUGACAGCAACAGCAGAACAGGUCAGAAUCAUCCGCAAAUGGAGCCCUCCAUCGAUUGUGAUGCGUUGUUGUCAGACAGUGUCAGCUGCAAGAAUCAGGAAACGGGAACUAUUGCAAGUCGACCUUCUGGAUCUUUCUGUUCUGAGUUGGACAACUUUACUAAAUCAUCAGAAAAGGAAAAUGGCUUUUACUAUGGCACAGAGCUACCCACCCAGAUUAUACCAGGUGAAGUGGUGAUGGAUGACCCCUUGGGCUGGAGGUUGGGUGGAGGUGGAGAGGGCCCCAGAGCAGGCCCAUGUGAGGGGGUCCCCUGCACUGACAGAGCUCAUCAGUAGCUGGUCUCUGAUGCUCUGCAGGUGGCCACACACAGUACCUGAGGAACUAAAGGCAUUGACACGCCAUAGUGAACGUCGGCCGUGUGCAGUACAGUAGAUCACCUACUGGAUGUUGACUAACUGUGGUCGAUACAACAUGUCAAAGCUUUGGGAAAUGAACAAAAAAUGACUGUUGAUGUUGUCUGGUCAGAAGCCAUGGAAUCGUCCACCGGCAGCAGUAUUUACCCAGCACAGCACUGGGGAACAAAUAGAAUGUUCAUGCUGGAUUGAAGCCACCGUGAUGCGUCCAACGGACCUCCUGCUGUUGCCUAUGACGAUCACCACUUGAAACUGGAAAUGGACAUUUCUAAUUUACACUGGAUAUUUACAAUUAGUGAUGGGAAGGACAUUUAUUUUGCAGCAAUUUUAUGUAUUUUAUCUGGGGAUUUAAAUAAUUGUUUUACCUAUGUUUUAUUUGUUAAUUCAGCCAUAUCAGAUCAUAAUGUUCUUGCCUGAAUUUAAAAAUAAAAUGUGUAAACAUACCGUA